Messenger RNA from Procambarus clarkii (red swamp crayfish), 7085 nucleotides. Its product is annotated as caspase-1. The record is from RefSeq and is a predicted model, not a curated record. Gene Ontology annotation, cellular component: cytoplasm. Gene Ontology annotation, biological process: apoptotic process; positive regulation of neuron apoptotic process; proteolysis. NCBI's taxonomy places the organism in Eukaryota, Metazoa, Arthropoda, Malacostraca, Decapoda, Cambaridae.
AAUCUGGCAACACUGCGGCCACACUAACAACAACAACACGGCUCCAGCCACAAAGGAAGUUGCUCAUAGUCUGCGUGUUGUGAACACUGACGAUAACUGGAACACCAGGACGCCACCACCACCAUCACGGCCCACAGUUGCUACACCUACCACAGGCUAAAUCUACCACAGGCUACAUCUACCACAGGCUACAUCUACCACAGGCUACACCUUCCACAGGCUACACCUACCAUAGUUUCUACACCUUCCACAGGCUACACCUUCCACAGGCUACAUCUACCACAGGCUACAUCUACCUCAGGCUACAUCUACCACAGGCUACACCUUCCACAGGCUACACCUACCACGAAGGAGACGCCUCCACACACAACCGGAUAUCAAGAAUGGAGACAGUCAUUGAGCAAAAUGGUGGACAGGAGGAAGUAACAAAGCCAUUGUCAGAGGACCAACAACUUGGAGAAAAUGGGCUUGAUGGCAUUGGAGGCGCAGAAGUGGGUGCCAAUGGAGAUUUAGCAGAUGCUGGAUCAAAGGGAACCACGGCAGUAAAUGUAUCAAGAAUAGCUAGAAUGCCCGUGGAACGCGAAGCUAUGCGAUACAAUGGGAAUCACCGUCAACGUGGUCACUGUUUGGUAUUUAAUCACCGAAUAUUUGACCGCCAUACUGGUCUUGGGGAGCGGAAUGGCACUGAUAAAGACCGUGACCAAGUUCAGAAUUUAUUUGAAAAAUUGGGCUUCAAAGUGAAAGUCUGUAAUAAUUUUAGCGUGGCCGAGAUAAAAGUAGUAAUUCAGGACAUGGCUUUUGGUACUGACCAUACAGACUGUGAUAUGCUGGUUGUGGUGUUUAUGUCACAUGGUGAGCAAGAUAUCUUGUGGGGUAGAGAUGGCCAUAUCAAAGCCGAUUUUCUUUUUGAGAGCUUUCAAGGCGAUCAGUGUAAAUCUCUCGCUGGAAAACCCAAGUUGUUUUUCAUCCAGGCAUGUCGUGGUGAGGGUCUAGAUGCUGGUGUGACACUGGUGCGCGCUCGGCCUAGUGAUGAGACCGACUCUGGUUACCUGUCCUACAAAAUUCCAGAAACGGCUGACUUUCUAAUUUGCUGGUCCACCGUACCAGGUCAUUUUUCAUGGCGUAACACCACCAACGGAUCCUGGUUCAUACAGUCGUUGGUUCAUGUCUUGAGCACGGAAUACACCCAUGAAGAUUUGCUGUCGAUGAUGAUAAAUGUCAAUAGAUACAUGAUUGUUAACUUUGAAUCCAACUGCCCUUCUCAGCCCCACAUGCACGGAAAGAAACAGGCAGCCAGUAUUGUCGCUACUUUGAUGCGCAAGGUAUACCUCACUCCCAAGUAUUGACAACGUGACGAGUGUAGACGUUCACAACGUUCAUUACGGAUGGCACUGGAGGCACCAAUAGCCUCGGAAGAACACCUUGAAAUUUCUGAACAUCCAGAUCCUCGUGUAUCCUUAAGGUCUCAAAUAGGUAAGUUCUUGUGCUGGCCAGUAAAACUCAAGAAGAAACCCCUUAAAUUCUCUAACAUAAGAAAAGCAAAGCAAAACAAGCCAUUGUGGAAGUUUAAUCGGAGUUUAGAAACCCCAGACUAGCAGGAGAUCAAUUAGUUUGAAAAGUCCAACAAAUAAUGAGCCAAAGUCUACAUUUACUGAAAUACUGCAUUUAUAUCCUGAGUCAUUGUUGCUAAUUGCUCUGUGAAAAUUAUACUUUUUAAAAAAACAAAUUUAAAUAGGAAAAUUAGUGUGUUUUUCAAUAGUGUGUGUUCUUAAAAGAUAAUACCAAGGAUUAAAUUUGAAUAAUUGUCUUUUAAUAAUAUCUAAUAUAACUGAAGUCAGUAAUUUUAUCUGUCAAUUUUUAACUUGAAGUGUACAAAGAAAUCUGCAGGUACCUUGUAAAGUCUGUCAUUUUGAUACACAUGAACUUUAUCAGGUAGAAAUGUCUUUCAUUGCCAUGAGUGAUAACCUUAUCAUAUAGAAAUGUCUUUCAUUAUUGUGACUUAGAAGAAGUUAGAUUAGAAAAUUUUAGGAACAUGACACACCUCUGUUGCACUGUUAGCAUGCUUUCACCUCUUAGUAUCAUUAACAGAUGACUUGCUUUAUGCAUUUAUUCACUGAUUUCAGGUAAAUCUGUGUAGACAAUAGAUCCACUUGCAUUACCUAAAAUAGCCUUUAAACAGUGUUAGUGUGUUGUUGUCACAGAAAAUGUAUGUGUUAAAAUAUGCACAUUGGACGUGCCAUACGGGAUAUGGUAGUUGUGCAGUUAACUCCACGGUACAAGUGGUUCCACAAUGCCUAAGUCUUUCAUGUGUGAUUUUGAUUGUGCCAGUGAUUGUACAUUGUGACUUGACUGUGAUUGGAUUUGAUAAUUACACAUUAUUUAAUAGGAAGAAUAUCUUGAAAUAAUAAUUUAACGAGCUGUUCUUUAAGUAGCGAUUCAUGAUCUGAAUGUUUAAGCUUAAUUGUAAAAACAAAGAUAUGUAAUGUUUUUUGCCAGUAGGUAUGCCCUCCAUGAGUAACAUUGAUACAAAAUAAUGAAUGUGAUUACAUAUUAUAUUGAAUGACAGAUAUUUCCACAUCUUUCCUUAUCUCAAGACAUAUUACUUGUACAAAGACUUGUAGGCAAUUAGAAGCUUGCCAUUAAUAUCAACAUAUUUUGCACACUGAAUAUGAGUCCUUUUAUCAUGUUUGUUGUAUUUUAUAAUAUAUAAUGAUAAUCUGAAUGUAAAUUGCAAUGCAUUAAUCAUAAAUAUUGUGUAUAAUUUUCAAUAGAUCACAAAAUUACUUGUUCUUAUAUUUAAAUUCAGUACAUACUUUAUUUAGUAUAGCUUACAAAUGGGCCAAUCAGAUGCUGAAGUAGAGACCCUACUGUUAUCUGUGUUUAGUGAACAUCUGUUCAGUAGUUAGACUUUUGAUUAGAAAUCCUUUAUUAAUGUAUAGUUAUAUAAGAAUUUAAUGUUUUGGAAAUAUAUACACUUGAGUGUGCUCAUCACCUCUGAAGCCCACACGCAGGUAAAAUGAGUGAGUGACCGACUCCUUUGCUUGCUUUUGAAACUACUUAUUAAAACUGGGUACAUUUUGGUCCCUUAAACCAACCCAGGCAAGGAUGGGGAAGUUCGCAAAUAUGUCAAACAAUGUUCUUGAAUUAUGAGCCGUUUGCCCAUUUGGUUACAGUUGUAUUAAUUGGCAAGUUUUAUGAACAUGGUGGAGGACUACACUAAAUCUGUUCAUUAUAUAUUAGUAUGUUAUUUUGUUACUAUGUUUUUGUUGUGAAUAGUUUUCAUAUACAAUAUUUGAAUACUUUAAUGUUUAUUUUUUUAGAAACACAAUUUUCUCUUGUACUGUAUGUCUGAGUAUAUAAAGUAACUAUACAAAAAGCUGGUUAUAGGAUUCUACAAUUAGUAUAUAGGAAAUUUCCUGGAACAUUUGACCAGCAAUACUUUGAAAUACUGUACUGAACAUGGGAAAAUAAUAAAUUGAUAUUAAUACUGAUAUUUAUCAUCUCCAUACCUCGUAAAUAUCAAGCCAUUUUGUUCUGAAAUAUUUGUUUGUACGUGUACAAUUUUGUUUCUAGAAAUCUUAAACAAUUUGAUUAUCAUAUAUCAACUAAAUUAAUUUGAAAUGUUGCAGACUACUGUACACCUUUAAACCAUUGAUAGGAAUAUUUAAAUAUGGGAUAAUGAAGGCUCUGAUUGUUUUUCAAAUAAAUAAUAAUUAAUAUGCAAGUUUUGACGUGCUGCUGUCAUUCAGUACUGUACGUGGAAAAAUUGCAUAGUACGUAUUGUUGAAAUUAAUAAUUGUGUUUGUAUUUAUAGGUUAUUCUUAUUAUAUUCAGUUAUAUGCAUUAUAUUGUGUUUUUUAUACUAUAAAGUGUAUAAGCCUCAAAGGCUGUGUGUGAAAAGAGUUUGAGGACUUGGAAGUAUGUCACCAUUAAAGCAAAAUACAUACAUCUGGUUAUACGAGUUCCUCUUUGCAUUUUUAUAUAUUGCUCAAAGUUUCUCCAUGAUUUUUUUUUAUUGUGGAUAAAUGUCUUGUUUCAUAAAGCAUUUAGAUACUGUUGAACUAGGCAUGUGUCCAGGGGAGUUCUCAAUAAUAUGAGUAGUUCAGACAUAACUCUAUAUUGUACAGUUUUGUGUUCCAUCUUGUGUAUGGAGCUGUUGCAAAUUAACUUCUUGCAUGGCAGAAAUUUCUGCUUUCUAAGAAGUACAGUAUUCUUUUAUCCAAGUAUUUGGUUUAUUUUUCUAACUUCAGAAAGAAAAUAUAAGACAUUGUAAGUCUUGUACUCUAUUAUGGUAUUUAGUAUUUAUACAAAAUUGGUUGGAUAAAUAAUUUCUUCUGAUCAGGAGAUUAAUAUAUUUUUGAUAAUCCUUCCAUAAAUACGCAACUUUAUUUGGACCCAAUUGUCUGUUAUUAUUUGGUUUCCUAGGAGUGGUUUUUGUGACUCAUUGCCUUUCUGGUACAAUGCCAUCUCUUUCCAGUUGUGAAAGAAGAGAAUGGUCCUCGACUUGUAAAGGUAGGCCAACCUCAUCCUUUCUCCAACUUUAUGCUUUAUCACCCUGUCUAUUGGUCAGUGGGUGUUGCCUCAAGGGAGAUGGGUUCUCUCUCUGUCUCCAGGAUGCCUAUUGUUAUCAGUACCAAUAUAGGUGGAGUUCAGGGGUCUUUUGGGGGGUUUUGUUUCGAGAACAUGAGUUUCCACUUUGCAAAUCUCCCCAUCAGUUCAAAUCUCGCUCUGUGACUUUUACUUUUCUUACCAGGGUGAUUCUCCAGCCCGUCCUCUGAGGGUUUCCCAACGUCAAAAAAAACGGUCAAUUUAAGGUGUCCUCUUCUAACCUACCAGAGGACCAAAAGUAGAAAACGGGACAGUAUGUCACUUUUGCGAGCCGCUUCCACUUUCUAGUAUGACAAUUUUUGGUGUUAAGUAACACAUACCAGCGAAAAGGGAUGUUCUUUGUAGGAGGACAGGUAGGAGUCUUCAUGUAUGUUAGCCUCUGGGCAUGCAUUUUUGGCCUUCCUCAACAGAAACCUGAUAAAAGUUUGGGCUUCAUUUCAAAUUGACUUGAAAAUUGUGUAUAAACAAAACACGUCGAGUCUUUCAUUAUUGAGGAGUGUAACCCAGUGGCCAAAAAAAUUGGUCAUUGUUUUUUCAAGCUACAGAGUACUGGUAUUUACUUUCAAGUAUCUCUUUUGUUCUCUGCAUCAUUGCAACAGAAUCAUAAAAUGUGCUCAAGGUCAUUAGAAACUAAAAACAUUCAAAACUAGUGUACAGUACAUGUAAUGACCAGGCAGGCUUUACAGGAGCAUUGGAAAAACAGAAGUCGGAAGGCUUAGAGUUGUAUUAAGAGACAAGGUGAAAGAUCAAACCAAACCCCAGCUCUAUUUCUUGUCAUGUCUACUCAUAAUGUACUGUACAGUACAGUAUCUAAAUUGGGGUAGGAGGCAUUUUUUUAUUUUGAGAAUAUUUGCAAUAGAGAUAAUAUAAAUAUUUGUGAUUUCUAUAGACAUUCCUGGUAUAGGUAUAUACAGUACAUCAUUAUACUAUUGUUUACUAUCAAAAUAUAUCUUGUUUACUUUCACACCCAUUAUUCUUGAAAAAAUGUGUAAAUUGUAAAUUGACACUCAAAUUUGGGGAUGAUUUUGCCUAUUAUUAUUUUCAUUUGAUAUUAAUAUUCAGUAUUAUAAAUAUAUUUUGUUGGGAUAUGAAUAAAGUUAAUACAGUAAUGUACAGUGGAAAUGGAUUAAUGUUUAAUAAUCUAGCCUUACGAUAUGAACUCUCGGUUGCUUAUCAUUUUUUGAUAAAUAGGCUGAUUUGAUAAAUAGGUUAACAUUUUGUAUUACAAAAAUAAAUUAUAAAAUUUGUCACAAUACAUGGUGAAAUCCAGGUAACACACAUUGGUAAAACAUCAAAUUGUAUUGAAAUGUCAACCAAAAAUAUGUAUACUGUAUUUUAGUAAUACUAUACAUGAUUCCCAUUCAUGAACAUGCUGUUAAUAGUGCCCUCCCAAAAAAGUAAUUAUCAAAACCUAAGAGUGUAUAUUCAUAUAUUUUCAGAGCAUAGUAUGCUUAAAUAUUGUACAGACUGUAGAACAUCUGUAUUGCACUCUGAAAGUGAAGUAUAUUAACACUGGAUGAUAAAGUAGACCCAAGGCGGCAAGUGCAGUGAGGCCGACCCACAUUGUCCAAGUCAGUUAUGAUCAAAUGGUUAGAAGUGGUAAAGACAGUAGAGAGAAGAGUAAGCUGUGUGUGCAUGUAUGCUCUUCAGGUAUCUUCUCAUUCCUUUCUUGCCAGUUGUAUUAUCUAUCCAUGAAAGUUUGUUUGUGGAGGUGAUGAGUCACAAUAACGUGGCUAAAAUAUGUUGACCAGACCACACACUAGAAGGUGAAGGGACGACGACGUUUCGGUCCGUCCUGGACUAUUCUCAAGUCGAUUCGUUUGUGUUUGUGGCCUCCAUCACAGUACUGUAUUUAUCAAUGAUUCUAAGACACUAAAAUUAAUAUCUAAAAUCUUUAACAUAUUAUUUAUACUGCACAGUACUGUACUUAAUUGUGUAAGAGCACUAUUGGUAUUUAAACUAAAUUGAGUAUUAUAUAUUUGAAACACAAUUAAAAUUGUGUUUUGAAAAUACUGUUCUAAAUGCCUAUUUGUACUGAAAUGAUAAAUAAUCGAGUCAACCAGAAGAGAAAUGUACGUUUCUGGAAUCGUGGUGUACAGUGUUGCCAAAAAUGAGUGACAAAGAGCAGGUGGUGAAGUGUUACAUUAUUUAACUUCAAAUAGCAUUAUAUUUAUGUAGUCAAUUAUUAUUCAGUACUGUAUUUAAUCCCAAGUUUUGAGCAGAUCUAAGUGUUUUAACUAAUAAUAUUACCUCAAACAUGAUUUUUCAGGCCAGUUAAAAGCUAAAGACAGUGAUCUUAUUUGUGGCACUUUAAAUAAGUUUUCUUAUUGUCCUUGUUACAUAUACUGUAGUGUUUUUGUACUUUUUUAUACUAAAGUUUUAUGGUUGUGCUCAAACAUUGUCCUUACACAUCAGUGUUAUGUAUAUCUUGGGUAUUUAAUACCCAUUCCUAGAGUGCAAUAAAAUUGUCUAUAACA